Megalobrama amblycephala (Wuchang bream) is the source of this 1940-nucleotide messenger RNA. It is a transcript of the gene trim16, whose product is annotated as tripartite motif containing 16. The transcript is spliced from 6 exons. Gene Ontology annotation, molecular function: zinc ion binding; protein binding. NCBI's taxonomy places the organism in Eukaryota, Metazoa, Chordata, Actinopteri, Cypriniformes, Xenocyprididae. The record is from RefSeq and is a predicted model, not a curated record. The coding region runs from base 93 to 1811 and encodes 572 amino acids.
UGGCUUCGAUUCAACUCACCUGUCAUAAGUUUGGGCUUGGCUGCAACUUUAAACUGAAGUCAAAGCUCAGGACAGACAGAAGAAAAGCAGUCAUGGGCGACGUGGUGCUGACAGCAGACCUCCCGGAACGCAGCAUGGGUUCAGUUAAACUCCAGCAGAAGGAGAGCAAUCUGAAGUCCACAGACGAGGAGAAGAAGAUUCAGGUGAAUGGAUCUCCAGAGACAGAAGGAGAAAAGGACAGCAGGAUCACCGAGGAAAGCAAGAUUCAAGAAGACCUCCAGGAAUCAGAGGACCCUCAGAAGCCCCAGGAUGAAGAGCAGGAGCUUGGACCAGAUGAGGUCACGUGCGACUCCUGCAUCGACCGGCCGUGCCGAGCCAAAAAGUCCUGCUUGACCUGCAUGGUGUCGUACUGCGAGGCUCACCUGAGACCGCACCUGGAGAACGUCAAGUUUCAGAGCCACAAGCUGGUGGAGCCGCUGCGGGACAUCGAGAGACGGACGUGUGAGACUCACCGCGGGCCGCUCGAGCUGUACUGCUGCGCGGACGCGCGCUGCUUGUGUCAGGAGUGCGCGUCAGAGGAGCACCGCGGACACAACGCCGUGCCCAUCACUGAGGCGCGCAGGAAAAUAGAGAAAGAGCUUCAUGACAAACAGACGGACAUGAUGAAGACGGUCACAGCAGCAGAAAACGCCAUCAACAAGUUACAGGUCAACACGGUGUCUAUAGAGGCGUCUGUGAAGGAGGUGCGAGGAGUGAUCGAGGAGCAGUUCGACACGCUGCUGUCGGCCGUGGAGCAGGUGAAGAAGGAAGUGAGCGAGAUCCUGGAGGCGGAGGAGCGGCAGGCGCUGCGGCAGGCCGAGGGAAUCCGAGUUCAUCUGGAGCAGCGCUGCACUGAACUAAAGAAAACCCAGAGUCGAGUCGAGAAAAUCACCAAGAACAAACAUGACAUUGACUUCCUGCAGGAGUAUUCAGAGUGGAAAAAGGAAGCUGUUGAUGUGUCUUUACCUGGUGUUUAUAUCGGCCUCAUGGAUCGACUGCAGUUGUUCAGUCGUGUUGUCAAACAGUCCACGAAAGAGAUGUGCGCCAACCUGCUGACCUCGUACACCAACAAACUCAAAGACACCUGUAAAAACGAUAACAUGGGCAUAAAGACGACGGUUUAUGCCAUGAUCGCUGCGAGACAGAACAUGUCAAUCUCGAAUCCGAAGACCAGAGACGAGUUCCUCAAAUACGUCACGCCUCUGAGCCUCGACGGAGAUACGGCUCAUCAGUUCCUGCGUCUGACAGAAGAACGGAAGAAGGUCACGAACACGACGCCGUGGCAGCACAGCUAUGCGGAGCUUCCCGAGCGCUUCGAGCACUUCAAACAGGUGCUGACGGUCGAAAGCUUCUACCUGGGACGCCACUAUUUCGAGGUGGACAUGAGAGGAGAGGGCACUCACGUCGGCCUGACGUACAAGAGCAUCGACCGCAAGGGCUCCGAGAGCAACUGCUGCAUCACGGGAAACAACUUCUCCUGGUGUCUGCAGUGGAACGGACGCAGCUUCUCCGCGUGGCACAGUGAUGUGGAGACGCCGCUCAGCAGCCCUAAAGCCACACGGAUCGGCGUGUACGUGGAUUACUCCGGCGGCGAGCUGGCGUUCUAUGACGUGGAGAACGACAUGAUGCUCAUCCACAAGUUCCAGGCUCAGUUUCUGGAGCCGCUUUACCCUGCGUUCUGGCUUCCCAAGAAGGAGAACGUGGUUCUUCUGGAGCCCACAGGAGCAUCAUCAUCUCUGAGGACCCCGUCUCCUGUUUCCUCUCCAAAAUAAACUGCUUUUGCUCCACAGCAUUUCCUUAGUAUAAUGUCUCGUUCAUAAGAGAUCAUAAGAGAUCUAAACUGAUAUUAAAGUUGUAUGACUGCUUUAGUGCAUUUAUAUUAAAAUACCUCUAGAAAAAUA